Molecule: messenger RNA, 2809 nt
Organism: Suricata suricatta (meerkat)
Lineage: Eukaryota; Metazoa; Chordata; Mammalia; Carnivora; Herpestidae
Gene: APOLD1
Product: apolipoprotein L domain containing 1
Exons: 3
Coding region: 82-840 (252 amino acids)
Biological process (GO): lipid transport; lipoprotein metabolic process
Cellular component (GO): membrane; extracellular region
Molecular function (GO): lipid binding
Source: RefSeq, a predicted model, not a curated record
UCAUUGGUUCUCUGGAACUAUAAAGCAUGCUCAUCCAGAAACAGCCUCAGAUUUUUCUUUCCUGGAGAUAGCCAGAAGUGAAUGGGCAUGGAGAGGCCGGCGGCUCGGGAGCUGCAGGGCGCAGACGCGCUGCGCCGCUUCCAGGGGCUGCUGCUCGACCGCCGCGGCCGGCUGCACGGCCAGGUGCUGCGCCUGCGCGAGGUGGCCCGGCGCCUCGAGCGCCUCCGCCGGCGCUCCCUGGCGGCCAACGUGGCGGGCAGCUCCCUAAGCGCCGCGGGCGCCGUGGCCGCCAUCGUAGGGCUCUCGCUCAGGCUCUCGCUCAGCCCGGUCACCCUGGGGGUGUCGCUGGUGGCGUCGGCCGUGGGACUGGGGGUGGCCACCGCUGGAGGGGCCGUCACCAUCACGUCCGACCUCUCCCUGAUCUUCUGCAAUUCCCGGGAGCUGCGCCGGGUGCAGGAGAUCGCCGCCGCCUGCCAGGACCAGAUGCGCGAGAUCCUGAGCUGCCUGGAGUUCUUCUGCCGCUGCCAGGGCCGCGGGGACCGCCAGCUGCUGCAGUGCGGGCAGAACGCCUCCAUCGCCCUCUACAACUCUGUCUACUUCAUCGUCUUCUUCGGCUCACGUGGCUUCCUCAUCCCUAGGCGGGCCGAGGGGGCCACCAAGGUUAGCCAGGCCGUGCUGAAGGCCAAGAUUCAGAAACUGGCCGAGAGCCUGGAGUCCUGCACCGGGGCCCUGGACGAACUCAGCGAGCAGCUGGAAUCCAGAGUCCAGCUCUGCACGAAGGGCGGCCGCGGCCACGACCUCAAGAUCUCUGCUGACCAGGCCGCGGGGCUGUUUUUCUGAGAACAUCCUUUCCCCCUUGUGAGCAAGGCCAGAAUCCAUCCCCAUGGGAUGCUCCAGCUUAGGUCCCACAGGAAAACACCAAGUUGGAUUCGGAGCUGAACUGAAUGCAAAGGAUGAGAAAAACUGUUCUUGAAAUUGAGGGGGAAGGAGGGAGUCCUCACAGACCUUCUUUCCCCAUCACUAGGGCAGCUUGCCUGGGGUUGAGUGCUAGGGACUUUUUACUGGCCUAAUCCUAUGGGCUAGGUGACCUGAAAACUAUUUUUUCUUUAUGCAAACCGUUUAGUCUCCACAACGGUGGGCGCUACUGUUUUAAAGUUGUUUCAGGGUCCCUGCCACAGUGUCGGUGGUGUGAGCAAGUUGGGGAAGGCACCUUGCAGCCACCUUCUGGGUCCUCUCCAAGCCCCACUAGGCUUUGCGGUCCUCUGAAUGCCUGUGAGAGGAGACACUAGCUUUGAAACCUCUCUUUCAGGGUUUCUGAGUAUAAAAAACUCCAGAAUCCAGAGCAAAUCAGACCCCCUCUGAACUAGCAGGCUUUACAACCCAAGAGUGUCCUCUCCCACAGAUGUGUCCUUCCCUCCUCUCUACUUGUACACACUCACAAAUCCAGCCUCCCACAGAGUGGGUCUUCCUGGGUGGGGGAGGAAUCAUAGCCACACCUCCAGAUACUCUGGGAAGGAAACCAACUAAAUGGUCCUCUAACUCCUGCUCUCUCACCACAAGAAGCGGAGGGCAAGGAAGAUGAUGUGACUAACAGCUUCAUUUGCUGACAUCCCAAUGUACAGAAGAGAGCAAUGGCUUUGAGUUAGACAGUCCCGGGUUUGUUACUGGCUCUGUUGCUCCCGUGUGACCUUGGCCAGUUCAUUUCUCUGACACUCGGCUUUCUGAUCUGUAAAACAGAUGCUAAAACCUCACCCUGUUGUGAGGUAUUAAGUGAGAUUAAACUGCCAAGCCCAGUGUCUGGCUCACACGUGUGGCCCCCCGAUUGGCGACAUUACAAUCACCUGGGAACUUGUUAGAAAGGCAAAUUCUUGGACCCAAGUGUCAAUUUAAGGGAUCAGAAACUGGGGGUGGGGCCCAGCAACCUGUGUUUAAACAAGCCCAUGGAAGAGAUUCUGAUAGCUAUUAAGGUUUGAAAACCACUGCAACCGACACUGGUAUGUGAUCCGCUCAUGAGCAUUCAUGAAGUCUUAUGGCCUCUCUGGGGGCUCCAUGGUCUAAAGAGUCAUUCACAGAAGGUCAAGGACAGACAGUGUCCCAAAAGUAAAAGAAAGAAUGUGUUUGUGCGUGGGAUAGGUCCGUGCAUCCUGGGGCAAUUUCCCACCAUGUGAAGUAAGGGAUAUAACAUAAUAACCCCUUUAGAGGGCAGUGUUGCCCAGUCAUUGUAGAAACUGGUACCUAAAGGAAUGUGAACUUCAUGCAAAUUGACCUUUGUCACCUUCUAUGAAGACUGCCAGACCAUGUAUUUUGUUUUUAAUUUAUUUUAAAUUUGUUAUUUAAUUACCGUUUCUUACUUGCAUUUAAUUUUAUUUAAUCACCACACCACAUAUAGGAAGUAAUAGGAAUAGCAAGUUUCUGAAUGGGAGACUACGUGCGCUCUUUUAAGGAGAUGAGGUUGAGUUUGCCUUCCUUACACAGCUCCUGAGCUGGAAAUAGCGCUCUCCUUGAAUAAGUGUCUCUCUGUCAGUGGGCAAUUUUAUUCCCCAGCAAAUGUGGGGAGUUCUGAAUAGAGAAAUGGGGCCGAAUCUAAGCUUAUCAAUGGAGGUUUGACUUGCGGGCUAUAGAAAUGAUGCAAGCGUAUUUAUCCUGAAGGAACUUUGCCAGCAAAUAGCACCUGAUCUGAAAAGUGAACCUGUUUUAUUCAGGGGAAGAACCCCAAUUUAGAGGCAUGUGAAGGAAGCCCUCAGACCAUGGAAAUCCGAUGUCCCAUGAAGCGAUGUCUUAUGGGUGAUAAAAUAGCUUGUGUCACGGA